ACGAGUACCGAUGCGGAUGAGACAUUCUUUCAGACAGUUGCGCAUUAAUUAGUCUGCACUACGUUGUUCAGAGGAUGUAUGGUUGAUUUUUCUCUGUGUUUUGUCUAUUUAAAAUUUGGAGCUUUUUGUUAUCGUGUACAGAAUAUUUUAGGAAUCGGGCACUUUGUGGCAACGCUUGUUCAAAUUCAAUCUAAUCAGUUCCAAGGAAGGAGGGAUACUGUCGCGCUGGUCGCACCUGCCCUCGGGGACUGCUCUCAUCUGUCUCUUCAACUGGAACCAAAACUGCGCUGGGGAGCUGUCCUGCAAAACAAGCUAUGGGAUACAAGGAAAACUGCUGAGUUUCUUACAUUUUGAUCUAAGGAUUGUUGGGAUUAAAAACGAAAGGGAAUUUGUCACUUUUGGACUAUUAGCCCUAGCUGCGAAUUUUCUCCGUUUUCAUCCUCAGCCAACACUUUUGGCUCUUCCUUGGGAUUGAUUUUAUUGAAGUAGGGCUAUCAUCUGUGGUCGACAGAAUGGCCCCGCUCGACUGCGCGAAACUGUCAAUUCUCCUUCAUUUGAUCACAUAUAUCACCGGUCAGGUCAGCCUACCGGCCCCUCUUCUGCUUCCCUCUGGGGACACACACCUUCGCCACACUGGGAAGUCACUCAUCCUCACCUGCAGAGGUGCCGCCCAACUCCACUGGAGGCUGCCCUGGCGGGACGUCACCUCGGAGGGGUUGCGCGUGGAGGAGUGUGAGCCCCAGCUGCACGCCCACUGCAGUAAGUUGCUGGUGAGCCACCUGAGCCCCAACGACACGGGCCUCUACAGCUGCAGGUACACCCAGCCCUCCGCCGACUUCAGCUCCACCUACAUCUACGUCAAAGAUCACCAGCAUCCGUUUGUGGAGCACCAUUUCCCCAUUCCAUACACCUUGUUUACAUACAGACAUGAGGCCACCCUAGUGAUUCCCUGUAGAACAACUUCUCCUGACCAGAUUGUCACUCUUGAAGGGCUGCCACCCUUAUCAGAGGAGAUAGAACAAUGGAAGGAAUGGGACCCCAAAAUAGGCUUUGUGAUCCCAUAUGGUCCCUACGAAUCCUUUCGUCUCCUGACCUGUGUUACCAGCAUCGACGGCCAACAGGUCCAGUCGCAGUACAUCCCUCUGAGGCAAACUAACUUCCUGAGGAACGUAAAGAUCAACCCUGAACGUAUCAAGCUGUUAGUGGGAGAUACUCUGGUCCUCAACUGCUCUGCAGAGACCACCUUCAACGGAAGGAUCAACUUCCAAUGGGAGUACCCAAAGAGGAUGGUCAAUCGGAACCCCACCGUCAAUAAGAUCAGAGAGAAUCCGGCUUUGAUCACCAGGAUGUACAAAGCCAUCACCUUGUCCAACAUCACCAUGGACGACAGGGGCACGUACAGGUGCACGGCUGAGAUAGGGAACGCUGAGAUGGGGAAAAAGAAGCACGCCUCAGCCAAGGUCACCAUCUACGAACAUCCAUACCUGAAUGUGUCCUAUAAGAAUGAAUGGGCCAGGAGAGUAGUCUACACAGAGGGUAGAAACAAGCUGAUGUUUGAACCCAAGGUCAAUGCACUGCCACCAACCGACACCAUCGCAUGGUAUAAGGAUGGCGUCCUCAUCAACGAGAACUCCACUUGUUACGAGUCUUCAGGCUACAACCUACUCAUCAAGGACGUGAAGCAGAAGGAUGCUGGGGUCUUCACCAUCGCCCUGGGCAACAAGGAGAGAGGCCUCUACAGGAAUCUCAGCUACAUUCUGGUAGUCCGAGUGAGGCCUAUGAUCUCAGAAGAGGAGGUGGCCUCGGUAGACGUCCAACCAUACAUGUUCGGCAAGCAGCACCAGCUAACCUGCACCGCCUUUGGAGUGCCCAUGCCCGACAUCACGUGGCUCUGGCAACCAUGCCACCCUGACCCCACCGACAAAGAGUGCACCCUUUACACUGAGCCAAUCCCAGUUCAAAUGGACGAUAAAGGGAAUUACUCACACAACUGGAUUGAGAGCAUAAACAACCAAACUGAACUGGUGAAAGGAAAGAACAAGACUGUGAGUACGCUGGUGGUGGGAGCGGCUAACGUCACAGGGAUCUACUCCUGCGCAGCCCAGAACAAACUUGGCACCCGUACACUGAGAACCCCCUUCUAUGUGGACGAUCACCCUCAGCACCUGGCCAUUGAGCCCCAGACUGCCAUCGAGGGUGACGACGUCACUCUGACCUGCAGGGGGACCCGGUACCUGUACACAGACCUGCAGUGGAAGGACCCUCAGAACUCCACCAUCACCAACAACGUCACGGCCCUACAGUUCAGCCCCUACUCUAUCUCUCUCUCCCUAAGCCUGCACAAUGUGUCCAGGAAUCACACAGCAGGCUACCAGUGCUGGGCGCACAAGAUCCACAACAAGAGAGCUAUAGUCAAGACUGUGCUGACUGUGCAUGAGAGGAAGAGGCCGUGGCUGAGACAGAACCUGACCAAUCAAGAUGUAAACAGCAGCAGCACUCUGACUAUGGCCUGCUACGCCCUGGGUGUGCCGCCACCCUACAUCACCUGGUACAAAGACAACCUACCAGUACAGGAGGGUCCAGGUAUUACCCUGAGGGAGGAUGGGGUGCUGACGAUCAAGAGAGUGAAGAAAGACGAUGAGGGCUUGUACGAGUGUCUGGCCAGCAACGGUGAGGGGAGUGUGAAAGCCAGUGCUGUGGUCACUGUCGUGGGUGAUGAGGGGAAGCCCAACAUUGAGGUGAUCGUCCUGGUGUGUACAGGAGCUGCUGCCACCUUCCUCUGGCUCAUGCUCAUCCUCUUCAUCCGCAAGCUGAGGAAGUCUGUGGACUAUAAAAUGGGUCCAUCCAUCAUCAUCGACCCAGACGAGUUUCCUCUGGAUGAGCAGUGUGAACUCCUGCAGUAUGACAGCAGCAAGUGGGAGUUUCCCCGAGACCGCCUCAGACUGGGCAAAACUCUGGGCCAUGGAGCCUUCGGGAAAGUGGUGGAGGCUUCUGCUUUUGGGAUUGACAAGCUCUCGACCUGCAAGACUGUGGCUGUCAAAAUGCUGAAAGGAGGAGCUACGACAAAUGAGCGCAAGGCUCUGAUGUCCGAGCUGAAGAUCCUGAUCCACAUUGGUCAUCAUCUGAAUGUGGUCAACCUGCUGGGAGCUUGCACCAAGCCUGGAGGUCCAUUGAUGAUGAUAGUGGAGUACUGCAAAUAUGGAAACUUGUCAAACUACUUGAGAAGCAAGAGGGCGGAUUUCAUCGUCUAUAAGAGCCAGGACGGUAAGUUGGUGACGUCGGGUUCGGGCUGUGACCUCAGCGAGCUCAUCAAGCGGCGCCUGGAGAGCGUGGCAAGCACCGGAAGCUCGGCCAGCUCCGGCUUUGUGGAAGAUAAGAGCUACUGCGACUCAGAGGAAGAGGAGGAAGAGCCAGAGGAUCUGUACAAGAGAGUAUUGACAAUGGAAGAUUUGAUUUGCUACAGUUUCCAAGUUGCAAAAGGCAUGGAGUUCCUGGCUUCACGCAAGUGUAUUCAUCGUGACCUGGCUGCAAGAAACAUCCUACUGUCGGAGAAUAAUGUUGUGAAGAUUUGCGAUUUUGGACUGGCCAGAGACAUCUACAAAGACCCAGACUACGUUCGCAAAGGGGAUUCCAGACUGCCCCUCAAGUGGAUGGCGCCAGAGGCCAUUUUUGACAAGAUCUACACCACUCAGAGCGAUGUGUGGUCCUUUGGAGUCCUAAUGUGGGAGAUUUUCUCUCUGGGUGCCUCUCCAUAUCCUGGCUUACACAUCGACGAGGAGUUCUGCUGCCGACUGAAGGAAGGGACCAGGAUGAGAGCUCCGGAAUACUCCUCCUCUGAGAUAUACCAGACCAUGUUGGACUGCUGGCAGGGUGAGUCAGGAGACCGGCCAACCUUCACUGAGCUGGUGGAGAGACUAGGAGACCUGCUACAGGCCAGUGUACAGCAGGAGGGCAAGCAUUACAUCCCAAUAGCAGCCCUGCUGUCCAAGGAGGGAGACCCCUCCAACACGGCCCGGUCAGAGGAGACCAACACCAGGCCGCUCUCUCACCGCGACUCAGGGAGCACCUGGAACAUCCGGCCGGGAAGUGUGAAGACCUUUGACGAGGUUACCAUGGAGAACAGCUCUAACGACAACCAUGAGGGGGGACAGUCGGACAGUGGGAUGGGCCUGUCGUCUGACGAUGGGAACACGCUGAAGCGCCUGGAAUCUUUUGCCUGACCUCCCUGCAUCAUGGCCCUGGCGAUGAAGGAGGUGAGUAGGAGUAAGGAGUCGGUGCUGAUUGAGGAAGAGAAGGACAAGUACCCGCGGCCUGUCUCCUCUCUGGACUUCAUCCUGAACAACUCUUCCCUGGAGCCUGGUCUGGAGUGCCACAGCCCGCGCCCUGACUACAACUACAUAGUACGCCCCUCCACCCCACCUGUGUAGCCCUACCCCACCCCAUCGCCGUGGGAGACCCCCCCCCCCCCCCCCGCCCCUGGUGGAGAGUCUGACUGAAUGCCUCAAGGCCUCUCCUUUGUUCUCCUCUGUUCUAGCUCACCCUGGUCUUCACAGCGCACUGUAAAACGCCUGCUGCUGCCUCUCUCCUCUUAACUUCUUCCAUUUCUCCUCAUCCCCGGGGCUUGAGCUAGAGACAAGUUUGAGACGCUUUGUUACAACGUGGGAUCUGUUACUUUAGGACUGUGACACCUUUCUGUGUAUCUGCACUUAGCCUGCCUGCUUCCCAUCAGCCCACAGUGCAGGAAGGAGGAAGAAGAGUCUGCCUUCUCAGCCUGUCCCAGGGGUUCAUCUAUGUGCUGCUGGUCUUCUCCAUACCCCACUGUGAUAUCCACACCACAGGAGGUUGGUGGCACCUUAAUUGGGGAGGACGAGCUCGUGGUAAUGACUGGAGCGGAGUAAGUGGAAUGGUAUCAAGUACAUGAAACACAUGGUUGCUAUGUGUUUGAUGCCAUUCCUUUAGCUCCAUUCCAGACAUUACUAUGAGCCGUCCUCCCCUCAGCAGCCUCCACUGAUCCACACAUACAGAUACCUAUAGAUACCGAUAGACCUACAGUGCUUUCAGAAAGUUUUCAUACAGUUGAAGUCGGAAGUUUACAUACACUUAUGUUGGAGUCAUUAAAACUCGUUUUUCAACCACUCCACAAAUUUCUUGUUAACAAACUAUAGU
Oncorhynchus mykiss (rainbow trout) is the source of this 5166-nucleotide messenger RNA. Its product is annotated as vascular endothelial growth factor receptor kdr-like. Gene Ontology annotation, molecular function: vascular endothelial growth factor receptor activity; ATP binding; growth factor binding. The record is from RefSeq and is a predicted model, not a curated record. Gene Ontology annotation, biological process: multicellular organism development; protein phosphorylation; positive regulation of angiogenesis. Gene Ontology annotation, cellular component: signaling receptor complex; plasma membrane. Lineage: Eukaryota; Metazoa; Chordata; Actinopteri; Salmoniformes; Salmonidae.